AUGAGUGUGGCCGGGGACCGGCCUCCCAAGGCUUUCUCCUGCAUCAGAUGUUUCGAGCGCAAGGUGAAAUGCGACAAGCAGAAUCCGUGCUCCAACUGUGUCAAAUCCAAGGUCGAAUGUGUCUUCCGCGUACCACCGGCCCCUCGUCGGAGGAAGAGACGCCCUCCAGAAGAGAUACUGCUGGCCCGGCUAAAGAAGUGCGAAGAGCUCCUCCAGACCAUGGGCGUCGAUGUCGACAGCAGCAGCACUCCAACCAUAUCGCCCGCUACCACCAAUGACGCCCAGACGAGCGCUUCUCAACUUGGUGCAGAACCCACGUACUCGCGUCACGGGCUCUUUACGGCGCCAGGCAGCAAUUCCGGCCAGUUGAUCGUAGACCGUGGCAAGUCGCGUUUCAUCGAAAACAAUCUGUGGACAAGCGUGUCUACUGAGUUCCAACCGAAGGAAGCCAUCACCGAGUACUCGGAGGAUGACGAUGAGGUUGGCUCUCCUCUCGAAGAGACGUCCGAGUUCAUGCUCGGCUACACCCCGUCUGGCAACUCGAUCCAACAACUGCAUCCGUCGUCGGAUCAGAUCUUUUCGCUGUGGCAGAUCUUCCUGGAUAACAUCAACCCAUUGACCAAGUUCGUACAUCAGCCCACGCUUCAGGAGACGCUCCUUCAAGCAACCAGCAACCUAGACAAUCUGCCCCGAGGCCUGGAGGCGCUAUUGUUCUCCAUCUACAAUGCUGCUGUCUUCUCCAUGGAGGACGAUGAAUGCGAAAUGAAAUUCGGCGAAACUCGAAAGACGCUACUCGCAAGAUACCGACAUGCCACGCGGAAAGCGCUGGCCAGAGCCAGAUUCAUGGGCACGUCGGACAUCAUGGUGCUGCAGGCGUUUGUGCUCUACAUCCUGAGCAUGCGCGAAGUCUAUGACUCGAGGACGACCUGGACGCUGGCGGGCGUGGCGAGCCGUGUCGCACAGGGCAUGGGCAUUCAUCGAGACGGCACCCGCCUCGGAGUAUCGCCGUUCGACACCGAGAUGCGGCGACGCCUGUGGUGGCAGAUCUCGACCCUCGAUUUCCGUUCGGCGGAACUCAGUGGAUCGGGGCGAUUGAUUGACUUCAAUCUCUCCGACUCUGAGCCACCAAGCAACGUCAACGAUGCCGAAAUCCACCCAGGCAUGACCAACCCCCCUGUGUCGCAUACCAGACCUACAGACAUGAUCGCCUGUCUCCUGCGCUGCGAGUUUGGCCGGGUCUGGAGGGAAAAGCAGCUGAAGAAAUCCAGCGGUCCGGCCGGGAGCGCUCCUCUCACGUCACCCUGGGCGACGUCGCUGGAAGAGAAGGACGCCAACAUCAACGAGCUGGAACAGCGGCUGGAGGAGAAAUUCCUGAGAUACUGCGACCCGUCGAUCCCCAUCCAGUUCAUGGCCAUCAUCAUCGGCAGGUCUGCCAUCAACAGUAUGAGGUUGAUGGCCCACCAUCCCCGGAACUACCGCAACCCGGAAGACGUGCCCGCCGAGGAGCGCGAGUACAUGUUCAAUCUGUCCAUCAAACUUCUCGAGUCGGACAACCUGUCUCACGCGUCCAAGGGUUUGCGGCGCUUCAUGUGGCACACCAACGUCUAUUUCGCCUGGCACGCCCUGAUCUACCUGCUCGACGCGCUCCGCACGCGCACUCUCGGCGACGAGGUAGACCGGGCAUGGCAGCAGGUGGAUGAGAUCUUCCACCACCACGCCAACUUCGUCACAGACAAUAGGAAGCCCCUCCAUGUGGCGGUGGGCAGCUUGUGCUUGAAGGCCUACAGUGCAAGAGAGAAGGCGCUCCGCGAAUCUACCAACGGCAUCUUUCCCAAAGUCAUUCCCGAAUAUAUCAAAACACUGCGCGACCAGCGCCGGAAUGCAGCUGACCUGGCUCCUACUUCAUCAGUGACCUCUUCAACUGACGCGAACCAUCCCCCUAACGCUGCCGAUGCCGCUGCCGCGGGCUUCGCCGAGCCCACGAAGACCAACCACGCCGGCCCCGUGGACUCUGCAACUUCUACCAACUACAACUUUCACUUCUCCACUCAAGCCACCGGCCCUGGAGCCCAGCUUCCACUUCCGCCGUUUCAGCCAGCACAGCUCCAGAGUCCCCCCGACUAUUCCAUUUUUGCUUCGGAUCCGACGCUCGCCCAGGAUCUCGCCAUGGCCGAUAUGCCCCUCGACUGGUCACAAUGGGACUACAUGAUGCAAGACUUUCAAGAAACCAGCUGA
Molecule: messenger RNA, 2235 nt
Organism: Capronia coronata CBS 617.96
Lineage: Eukaryota; Fungi; Ascomycota; Eurotiomycetes; Chaetothyriales; Herpotrichiellaceae
Exons: 2
Coding region: 1-2235 (744 amino acids)
Biological process (GO): regulation of DNA-templated transcription; DNA-templated transcription
Molecular function (GO): zinc ion binding; DNA-binding transcription factor activity, RNA polymerase II-specific; DNA binding
Source: RefSeq, a predicted model, not a curated record